AUGUCUGGCAGCGGGGCAAGAGAGGCCGUCUUCGCGACGCGGCAGUCGCUGGGUCUGAUGAAGGGCAAGCUCAAGGGCGCCCAGACCGGCCACGACCUGCUGAAGCGAAAGAGUGAAGCCUUGACCAAGCGCUUCCGAGAAAUAACGCGCCGUAUCGAUGAGGCCAAGCGCAAGAUGGGCAGGGUCAUGCAGGUCGCUGCUUUCUCCCUCGCCGAAGUUACCUACGCCGUUGGUGGUGACAUUGGCUAUCAGAUUCAAGAAUCCGCAAAGCAAGCCCGCUUCCGCGUACGGACGAAACAAGAGAACGUCUCCGGUGUCUUCCUCCCGCAGUUCGAAAGCUUCACUGUCGAGCAGAACAACGACUUCGCCCUGACGGGUUUGGGCAAGGGUGGUCAGCAAGUACAAAGAUGCAGAGAGACGUACGCAAGAGCGGUCGAGACUUUGGUGGAACUGGCUAGUCUACAGACUGCCUUUGUCAUAUUGGACGAAGUUAUCAAGGUGGUCAACCGCCGUGUAAACGCCAUUGAGCACGUCAUCAUCCCCCGAACCGAAAACACCAUUAAAUACAUCAACUCUGAGCUUGACGAGCUCGACCGAGAGGAGUUCUACCGCCUGAAGAAAGUGUCCAACAAGAAGCAGAAAGAUGCUGCCGAGGAGGAAGCCGCAAGGGUGGCGGCGAAGAAGAAGAACGAGGAGACGGAGAGUGAGGCGCGAGAAGAUGCUGCCGAGAGCAAGGACAUGCUGGGCGACGAGGACAACGAAGAUGUCAUCUUCUGA
This is a messenger RNA of Alternaria ventricosa, 777 nucleotides long. It is a transcript of the gene VMA8, whose product is annotated as H(+)-transporting V1 sector ATPase subunit D. NCBI's taxonomy places the organism in Eukaryota, Fungi, Ascomycota, Dothideomycetes, Pleosporales, Pleosporaceae. Gene Ontology annotation, molecular function: proton-transporting ATPase activity, rotational mechanism. Bases 1 to 777 code for a protein of 258 amino acids. The transcript has 5 exons. Gene Ontology annotation, biological process: vacuolar acidification. The record is from RefSeq and is a predicted model, not a curated record. Gene Ontology annotation, cellular component: vacuolar proton-transporting V-type ATPase complex; fungal-type vacuole membrane.